Messenger RNA from Salarias fasciatus (jewelled blenny), 5374 nucleotides. It is a transcript of the gene satb1b, whose product is annotated as SATB homeobox 1b. The coding region runs from base 1187 to 3835 and encodes 882 amino acids. The record is from RefSeq and is a predicted model, not a curated record. Gene Ontology annotation, molecular function: RNA polymerase II cis-regulatory region sequence-specific DNA binding; DNA-binding transcription factor activity, RNA polymerase II-specific. Gene Ontology annotation, biological process: regulation of transcription by RNA polymerase II; chromatin remodeling. The transcript has 13 exons. NCBI's taxonomy places the organism in Eukaryota, Metazoa, Chordata, Actinopteri, Blenniiformes, Blenniidae.
AGGAGGAGAGGAGAGGAGAGGAGAGGAGGAGAGAGGGGGGAGUGAUGAGUCAAUACAACUAAUAAUUUAAUGGGGACAGAGAGGCAGCGAGACGGAGUGAGAGGAGGGGAGAUAGAGAGAAGAGAGGAGCUCCUCCGUCCGGACGCCAAUCCCCAGCCAGCAGGACACCUCCUACUAUUACUAUCGCAGGCAGCGGCUGCUCGCUCGCGUGCGUCCACAGCGGAGCCGCGUUUUAUUUACACGCUCGGCGGCGGAAAGUGAGGCGCACUUUCUGACCCCCCCUCCGCCGCUCGCCGUGUUCCGGCGGACCUGUUUCUGUUCGGGGCUGUCCGCAUCUCGGCUCCUCGUCGCCUCCAUAGCGCGCACUCAGCUCGGGCUUUAUUAUUAUUACACAUUAUUCCCAGCCCGUGCGUGUGCGUGCGUGCGUCCGUGCGUGCGUGUGUGUGUGUGUGUUUAUCUCUCAGCCUCUUCCCGACCGUUCCGGCUGCUGGCUCUCUUUUUGUUGUUUUUCUCCUUUAAAUAAUAGUAAUUCGGUUGUUCUUGUCAGAAGUGUGUCCGGGGAGCCGCCGCUCUGUACGCCGCUCCUGCGUGCCUCCUCUCCGGCGUGCCGCUGCCGCUGCCGCCGCGUCCUCCCCCCGGCUGCCGCCGCCGCCGCCGCCGCCGCCGGAUGAAGACCAACUCCGAGCCCCGAAGUCGCCUCCACUUGUGACCGAUGGACGCGGCUCCUCGCCGUCGCCCCUGCCGCCGCUCUUUCUCUCCUUCCUCCGGUCGGACGGAAACGGCUCGAGCCGCUCCGCCACUCGGCUGAGACUCGCGCACGCACGCACGCGCGCGCGCCCCCCCUCCCUCCUCUCCCUCCUCUCCCUCCUCCAGCCUCACCAAUGCUCGCCCGCCGCGGUGCGUCUCGCCCGCCUCGUCCCUUCCUCAGACCCGGGCUCCGCCUGCCAGCACAGCCGGAGAGAGCGCCCGUGAGCGGACCCGCCGCUGCCAUGCACACGUAGAGGAGGCAGGCAGGAACCGGGAGUUUCUGGGGUUUUUUUUUCUAUUUUUCUUUUUAUUUAUUUUCUUUUUUUAAAAUUUUUAAAUCCUGGCCAAACUUGAAGAAGACGCGUCGUUUCCAGCUUGUUUUAUGCUCUCCAGUGCUGAAGUGCUGCGUUCAAGGUGAUAGUGAGCAGAGGUGCUGAGAAUGAUGGACCAUCUCAGCGAGGCGUGUUUGGGAAAGGAGAACUCGGAGCUGGUCAGCAGCAUGGCGGAGGCCAAGGCCCCGCCGGCCAAGCUGCCCCGGCUGGAGCAGAACGGCAGCCCCCUGGGCCGGGCCCGGCUGGGCAGCACCGGGGCCAAGCUCGCCGGCGUCCCGUACAAGCCCGCCGGCCACCUGCUGAAGACCUGCCACAAGAGAGGCAACAUGCUGCCUGUGUUCUGCGUGGUCGAGCACUACGAGAAUCCCAUGGAUUUCGACAGCAAGGAGGAGCACGCCGAGUUCGUCCUGGUCCGCAAGGACAUGCUCUUCAACCAGCUCAUCGAGAUGGCCCUGCUGUCACUGGGCUACUCGCACAGCUCCGCAGCCCAGGCCAAAGGUAUGAUUCAGGUGGGGAAGUGGAACCCCGUCCCUCUGUCGUAUGUGACAGACGCACCGGACGCCACAGUGGCCGACAUGCUGCAGGAUGUCUACCACGUGGUCACGCUUAAGAUCCAGCUGCACAGUUGUCCUAAGCUGGAGGACCUGCCGCCCGAGCAAUGGAGCCACUCUACAGUAAGAAACGCCCUCAAGGAGUUACUCAAAGACAUGAAUCAGAGCUCUCUGGCUAAAGAAUGUCCUUUAUCACAGAGUAUGAUUUCCUCCAUUGUGAACAGCACUUACUAUGCAAAUGUGUCGGCGGCGAAGUGUCAGGAAUUUGGGCGCUGGUAUAAACAUUUCAAGAAGACAAAAGAUAUGAUGGGCAUGCGCCAACCCUCCCAGCUGGAGGGCUACCUGGGGACGUGUGUCCUCCGCGAGAGCCCGCGUGCCAAUGCACUAGCGGAAAUGGACGGCCUGUCCGACCUCUCCCCGCCCGGCUCCAACCACAACCACAACCACAACCACCUAGGCUUCUCCCAGCAGCAGCAGCCCAUCCCCGGCAGCACGGCGGAGCAGACCCCCUCCUCGCCGGUCCCGCCCAUGCCCCACGCCCCGCCGCCGCACGGCGGCCAGACGGGCGGCCGGCAGCCCCAGCUCCCGGGCCUGCACCACCCGGGCCUGGUGUCCACGCCCAUCAGCCCCCAGCUGGUCAACCAGCAGCUGGUGAUGGCCCAGAUCCUCAACCAGCAGUACGCCGUCAACCGGCUGCUGGCGCAGCAGUCGCUGUCGCAGCAGUACCUCAACCACCCGCCCGUCAACCGCAACUCCCACAGCAAGCCCCUGGAGCCGCAGGUGGCGUCCAACACCGAGGUGUCCUCCGAGAUCUACCAGUGGGUGAGGGACGAGCUGAAGCGCGCCGGCAUCUCGCAGGCCGUCUUCGCCCGAGUGGCCUUCAACAGAACCCAGGGCUUGCUGUCCGAGAUCCUGCGUAAGGAGGAAGACCCCAAGACGGCGUCCCAGUCGCUGCUGGUCAACCUGCGCGCCAUGCAGAACUUCCUGCAGCUGCCGGAGGCCGAGCGGGACCGCAUCUACCAGGAGGAGAGGGAGCGCAGCCUGACGGCGGCCUCCGCCAUGGGCUCGGCCCCGCUCAUCAGCACGCCGCCCAGCCGACCCGUGCAGCCCCGGAGGGAAGACUGCAACAGCGUCAGACCCGAGGAUUGGAAUCCCAGAAUCCCUGUGGGCAUUUCACCUGUGAAACCGUCGCCUCUGCCCAGCGAGUGGAACGGCAAGACGGAGAGCUGCAUCCUCAACAUCAACUCCACCAUCUACGACGAGAUCCAGCAGGAGAUGAAGAGGGCCAAAGUCUCGCAGGCGCUGUUCGCCAAGGUGGCCGCCUCCAAGAGCCAGGGCUGGCUGUGCGAGCUGCUGCGCUGGAAGGAGGACCCGUCCCCGGAGAACCGGACGCUGUGGGAGAACCUGUCCAUGAUCCGCCGCUUCCUCAGCCUGUCGCAGGCCGAGCGCGACGCCAUCUACGAGCAGGAGAGCAGCGCCGGGCAGCAGCACCACGGCGAGCGGCCGUCGCACCUCAUGCACGUCUCCAGCGACCAGCUGCAGGCUCAGCCGACGCCGCAGCAGCAGCACCACCAGCCCUCGCUGUCCCUCCACCCCUCCCAGCCCCUGCUGUCCCAGCAGCCCCUGCAGCAGCAGCAGCAUCCCACCGCCGGGCCGCGGCUGCCGCCCCGCCAGCCCUCCACCGCCUCCCCGGCCGAGACGGAGGACGAGGGCGGCCGCGGCGGCGGCGGCGGGGGCAUCAAGUCGCGCGGCAUCGGGGGGAAGAUCUCGCUGGAGGCGCUGGGCAUCCUGCAGAGCUUCAUCCAGGACGUGGGGCUGUACCCCGACGAGGAGGCCAUCCACACGCUGUCCGCCCAGCUCGACCUGCCCAAGCUCACCAUCAUCAAGUUCUUCCAGAACCAGCGCUUCUACGUCAAUCACCCCGCCAAGGCGCCCAAGGAGCCCGCCAACAACAAUAACAACAACAAUGGCGGCGGCGGCGGCGGCAGCGGCAGCACCGCCGCCACCACCAACACCAACACCAGCAGCAGCAGCAGCAGCGGCAGCAGCCCCGCCUUCGACGAGGAGCUGACGGACUUCCGGGAGGGCGGCGAGCUGCUGAAGGAGCUGGACGAGAGCUCGCAGACCAACAGCACCAUCUUCUCCAUCAAGCUGGAGGAGCAGCUGGGCCGCGGCGUGGAGGCGGAGCACGAGGCCAAGGAGUAGGACUCCGCCCGGGCGCACAGUCACACUCCCUCCCCCCCUACACACACACACACACACACACACACACACACACACACACACACACACACACACACACACACACACACACACACACACACACACAGACUGAUGACUGUGCUAAAAGUAACACUCUGAACCGCCGCACUGCAAAUAAAGAAAAGUAGUGUUUGCAAUCAGUUACAGCGUCUGGACUGAAGCAGGAGUGUUUAUAUUUAUCAGACUGGUGGAGUGAGUGUUCACACACACACACACACACACACGCACACUGGAAAAGCCCAUUUCAGUUAUACAACUACAAAGUACUACUUUUUGGAUUUUGUAAAACUUGUAUUAUUCCACUGUAAAAAAAAAAAAAACAAACAAACAAAAAACAACAAAAAAACAAAAACUGAUGCAUCAUUUAAAAAAAAAUCUACACAAAAAAAAGUUAUUCAAAGUAUGUUGCCGUGAAUAUUUGCUGACUGCACUCUAUGUCUGUUGUUUUACACUGACUUACUUUAUCUUUUUUGAGCUACUGAUUCUAUUCUAAAAGGUUUAAAAAAAAAAAAAAAUCCCCCCCUUCCCCCGACACUUCCUGGAGUUUGCUGGGACUUUGAUAGGUGUUUGUGAUGUUUAACUGGAUUUUCCUUUUAUUUUUUUCUUUUUGUUUUUUUUUUUUACAAAAAAAAAAAAAAAAAACAUUUAAAUCAAGGACCAAGUGUUUGACAAGGCCUUAAAUCAGAGGUUUGAAGUCUGGAGCCUGCUGGCAGAACCGUUCAAUAAGUGUGAUUGUGGAUCACUCCGAGCCCAGGUGCAUCUCCCAGAAUAGCUCAGUCUUUACAUUUUAUUUGUUAGGGAAGAAAUAUAAAUAUAUAUAUAUAGACAUUAUAUUGUAACUGUAAAAAGGAAAAAAAAUACAGUCUUAAAGAAACUAUGCCAACAAAUGCCUUGUACUAUACGGCACUGCCGAUGUUAGAUUAUUUUGCAGAACCUUUGUCACUGUAACUUUCUGAAUUGCCACAGUUAGAAAUGUGAAUCUCACCACGUUUAUGUUGUCUGACAUUAUUUAUUUGCAGUUCAUGCAGUGUUUUUAUUGUAGUUUUGUUUUUUGUUUAUUUUUCUGAAAAGAAAAAAAAUCUUUCUUUACGUAGAGAUGCUUUACUUUGUGUUUAUUUUUUUUUUGUUGGUUUUAUUACUUUUAUUUUUUAUUCCACUGAUCUGUUUUUUCUAUUUAUAAAUGUAAUUUCGAUGGGCAGUAAAAACAAAAAGUGUCUUAAACGUUUUAAAUGGAGAAAUGUGCUUUAAAGGUUGCCUAUAAAAAGUGCUGUAUGUCGAGCAACUCAUGCUACAAGCUUCACGAUUAAUGUUGUAUGCAAUUUUUACUAUCAUGCAAAUAAGCUUAGGUAAAAUGACUUAACCUUAUAGAAACACCUUAGAGAGAAAAACAUAUGCAAUCCGUGUGAAAAAUCGAUGUCUGCGAUGUGUCUUCCUUUUGGUUAACAACCCGAUUCAAAAAGCUCCUCCUGUAUAAAUACUCUG